This is a messenger RNA of Physcomitrium patens, 1907 nucleotides long. Its product is annotated as serine carboxypeptidase-like. The record is from RefSeq and is a predicted model, not a curated record. Gene Ontology annotation, molecular function: serine-type carboxypeptidase activity. Lineage: Eukaryota; Viridiplantae; Streptophyta; Bryopsida; Funariales; Funariaceae. Gene Ontology annotation, cellular component: vacuole. Gene Ontology annotation, biological process: proteolysis.
CGAUCCAUGUGUUGCAUCGUGUCUGUGGAGCAUGCCGCUCAGCUCGGAUGAUGUUGCGACCUUACAGUCGCGCACGUUAUGAAGCUCUCUGCUGCCCUUCGAACCACCAACUUGGUCCAGAGUCAGUGCUUAUUCAGUCGGUGUAAAGGCGUAAUUGUGAUUCCAACCCCAGUUUCGAUCGCUCGGGUUCGAUGAGUUUCAGUGUAGGCAGUGGUAGAGUUUUGAGCUACGUUCUCGUUGUGGCGGUGAUUUGUGGUGUUUCUACCGGCCGCAUUCACCCCGAAUUCGCGACGAGCUCGGUUGACCCGCAAGGUCAAGCUCAGCGUCUCAUCAAGGCAUUGAACUUGUUCCCGGAUGUUUUGAGUGUAUCCGAUGGGGAGGAGGUAUUUGAUGGUGCUAAGCUGCAGGAGAGGAGACUUAAUUUGGACGUUGGAGGGGAUGCUGGGGUUAGCACCGAGGAGCUUGGACAGUAUGCUGGGUACUUCAAGCUCGCGAGGACUCACGCUGCCAAAAUGUUUUACUUCUUCUUCGAGUCACGAGGGAACAAGACAGAUGACCCUGUUGUGCUGUGGAUGACUGGCGGUCCCGGCUGUGCAAGCGAACUUGCAUUAUUUUACGAGAAUGGUCCGUUCAAGAUCACGGAUAAUCUCAUCCUUGUCUGGAAUGACUUCGGAUGGGACAAAGUGUCGAGUAUUAUCUUCGUGGAUCAACCUGUGGGGACGGGCUUUAGUUAUAGCACUGAUAUACGUGACAUUCGCCACGACGAAGAAGGAGUUAGUGAAGAUAUGUAUGACUUUUUUCAGGCAUUUUACGAAGCACACCCUGAGUUUGUAAAGAACAAGUUAUUUGUCACUGGGGAGUCUUACGCGGGCCACUACGUGCCUGCCGUUGCUGGACGCCUCCACAGGGCGUUGAAGCACAAGGAGGGUGUUCCCAUCGACUUGAAGGGUUUUGCAAUUGGAAAUGGCUUAACCCAACCUGACAUUCAAUAUGAAGCGUAUGGUGACUAUGCCCUUGAGAUGAACCUUAUUACUGAAGAGGAACACCAGAAGUUGGGCAAACUGUAUCUAGCUUGUGCUGCAGCCCUCAAAUUCUGUGGUCCAAAGGGAACAAUUGGUUGUGUUGCUGCUUCCUUUGUCUGCCAGAGCAUCUUUACCUCUAUCCUGGGUAUUGCUGGAAACAUCAACUACUAUGAUGUGAGAAAGGAGUGCCAAAGCUCUCUUUGUUACGACUUUUCCAAUUUGGAUAAAUUCUUAAACAAUGCAACAACUAAAGAAGCUCUGGGUGUUGGAAACCGCAAGUUUGUUGCAUGUAGCCCGUUGGUUUAUUUCGCCAUGAUUGUGGAUGUGAUGAAGAACCUCGAGAAGGGAAUUCCAGGGCUCUUGGAGGAUGGAAUUGAACUUCUUGUCUAUGCUGGAGAGUAUGACCUGAUCUGCAACUGGUUGGGAAAUUCUAGGUGGGUAACAGCAAUGGAUUGGUCAGGUCAGGUAGAGUAUGCCAAGGCUGGCUGGAAGAGCUUUGAAGUUGAUGGUGAAGAAGCUGGACUUACAACAGGCUAUGGACCUCUGCAAUUCCUCAAGGUACAUAAUGCUGGUCAUAUGGUGCCCAUGGACCAACCCAAAAAUUCGCUCGAAAUGCUAUACCGUUGGACUAGAGGAAUAUCCCUUGGUGGCAAUUCUUUUGACGCAACCAUUGUCAAGGAAAUACGUAGAAACGGAAACAAGUACACAAAAUCAGCCUGAAGCACCAUUCCAUCACUACAUGUAGACUUAGAUAAGAUGUAAACCCAGAGUUUAUUCAUAGUUCAUGUAUAGUUCAAUUUCCUGGAUUGUAUGUUGAGACCUUCUGAAAUGUAUUAAUUGUGUUCAAUGAAACUGUCAUAAAGCUUUUGUAACUAUUUGCAUUGA